Messenger RNA from [Torrubiella] hemipterigena, 909 nucleotides. NCBI's taxonomy places the organism in Eukaryota, Fungi, Ascomycota, Sordariomycetes, Hypocreales, Clavicipitaceae. The record is from the annotation of a GenBank genome assembly.
AUGCCUCCUCCUCCAGAUGUUUCGGGAUACCGUCUUCCGGAGGCAGAAGCAGCCCGCAUCUUCGAGACUGAAAUCCUCCCCGUCGAGUUCCCCGCCGACGUCAACCCUCCAGCUGCAGAUCAUCCUGUGGCUGUGCUGGUCGUUGGUCAAACUGGUGCUGGAAAGACUCUUCUGGCACCGACCAUCCUGAAACAAAUUGCUUCCAGGCAGCCUGCCCACUUCAUCGCCGACACCUACAAGACCUACCACCCAGAGUACACGAAACUGAUGCUUACCAGCCCUAACCUAGCAUCUCCAGCCACGGGUUACGAUGCCAGAAAAUGGCUGGCCAUGGCUGCCAAGGAAGCAGUCAAUAGAAAGAGAAACGUCCUCCUGGAGAGUGCGUGUAGACAUCCUGACGACUUUUGCGAAUUGGCCGAAAUCUUCCGCGAGGCAGGGUACUUCAUCUGGGUCUUUGUUCUUGCUGUCCCCGAGCCAUUGUCCAGAAUUGGCAUUCUUACGCGUUUUUAUGAGAAGAAGCCUGAGGGCCAGUCGCGAGGUCUCCCUGUUCGACUGACGCCAGUCAAGGUCCACAACGACUCAUACGCUGGCUUGCUACAUGCUGCGAAGUUUUUGGAUGAGCACAAGACCUCCAUGCAUGCCAUGGUUGUUCGUCGCGGUAAUCUCAUUGCUUAUGGAUUAGAUAGUGUCGAAGUAAAGUUGGAAAGAGAAAGACGACGACCACUCAACAAGGAAGAGAUGCAGACAGCACUGGAUGAUAUUCAAAGGUUGAGCACUCACGAAGACACGGCGGAGCAGCUCACACAGAUUCGGGAAUUAUUGAAGCCAUUGAUUGAUGGUAGUGCUAGUACUGAUGAUCUUCCUGCGCUACGGUCUCUCGAUUCUCUAGGCAACUGGAUGGAAUCGUAA